GCGUUAAUCGCCGUCAUACGAGACCCGCGUAGACACGAGUUCCUCUCUGUUCCCUUUGUACAUCUUGCACUGCAGUCCUCUGCUGUCUGAGCGACCAUGUUCAUCAUCAACUGGUUCUGGGACGUCCUUGCGCAGCUUGGUCUGCUGCACAAGAAUGCGAAGAUUCUUUUCCUCGGGCUGGAUAACGCAGGAAAGACAACCCUGUUGCACAUGCUCAAAAACGACAGGCUAGCCACCCUGCAGCCGACGCUACACCCUACAUCUGAGGAGCUUGCUAUUGGAAACGUGAAGUUCACUACCUACGACUUGGGUGGACAUCAGCAGGCCCGUCGCCUAUGGCGUGACUACUUCCCCGAGGUCGACGGUAUUGUCUUCCUUGUAGACGCUGCUGACUUUGAGCGGUUCCCUGAAUCCAAAGCCGAAUUGGACGCGCUCCUCUCAAUCGAGGAACUCUCCAAGGUGCCUUUCCUCAUCUUCGGCAACAAGAUUGAUGCCCCCGGUGCUGUCAGCGAGGAGGAGCUGAGACACCAUUUGGGCCUGUAUCAAACAACUGGCAAGGGUAAGGUGCCAUUGACGGACAUCCGUCCUAUUGAGCUCUUCAUGUGCUCGGUUGUGCAGAGACAGGGUUAUGGAGAGGGUUUCCGCUGGUUGUCGCAAUACAUCUAAGCCUGUAUGCCACAUGGUCAAGUAGAAGUCCCGUUGAGCUUCUAGUUCAGCUUCUUUGCGGACUGUUGUUCCUGCUCGGUUUCAUUAGCUAGUAUAGUCGUCAUGUUCCCGUUCUCCCUGUAAUCUACCUUGCUAUUAUUGUUUGGACUCGUGCAUUAGCCAGUAGCCAUCUCCAC
Gloeophyllum trabeum ATCC 11539 is the source of this 842-nucleotide messenger RNA. Its product is annotated as GTP-binding protein sar1. Bases 97 to 666 code for a protein of 189 amino acids. The record is from RefSeq and is a predicted model, not a curated record. Gene Ontology annotation, cellular component: endoplasmic reticulum exit site; COPII vesicle coat. The transcript has 8 exons. NCBI's taxonomy places the organism in Eukaryota, Fungi, Basidiomycota, Agaricomycetes, Gloeophyllales, Gloeophyllaceae. Gene Ontology annotation, molecular function: GTP binding; GTPase activity. Gene Ontology annotation, biological process: vesicle organization; membrane organization; intracellular protein transport.